CGCGUUCCCAAAGAGUCCCGCCGAGGAUUUCCCCGGAUACACGCUUUCCCACCGCCAAGAGCCUUCGGAGGAUAGAAAACGAGCCUCAGAGGUACAUCAUCCUUCUGUUCGAAUGGAAAUGCAGGUUCCAUCGUCGUUUUUUCUUCACAGAUCCCUCCGCCAGAAAUUGUUUUCCGCAGUCUCCACUUCCGGGUUCGCCAUUUUGUUGCCUCCAUUUCUCCACGAGGGGGGUUAAAGGCCCCCAAAAUAUGCAUAGAUGAAAAGGCCAAAAAGUAACCGUCACUGACAGGGAGUCUAAACGAGAGGAGGAGACGGCACCAAACUGGCGGGUCCGGCGAGAGCACCACCGGCGGCGUCCCGGACGAGGAGCUUCCUGAAAACUUCUGUUCCUAUGCAUAAAGAUGUCUUUGGUGGACUUGGGGAAGAGAUUGCUAGAAGCAGCAAGAAAAGGCCAAGAUGAUGAAGUGAGGACAUUGAUGGCAAAUGGUGCCCCGUUCACCACCGACUGGCUUGGAACGUCACCCCUCCACCUCGCAGCCCAGUAUGGCCAUUAUUCCACAGCAGAAGUGCUCCUUCGAGCAGGCGUUAGCAGGGAUGCCCGAACCAAAGUGGACAGGACCCCCUUGCACAUGGCUGCAGCUGAUGGACAUGCACACAUCGUGGAACUGCUCGUUAGGAAUGGUGCAGAUGUGAAUGCCAAGGAUAUGCUGAAGAUGACAGCUUUGCAUUGGGCCACAGAAUACCACCAUCGAGAUGUUGUGGAGCUGCUUAUCAAAUAUGGAGCUGAUGUCCAUGCUUUCAGCAAGUUCGAUAAAUCUGCCUUUGACAUAGCCCUGGAGAAGAACAAUGCUGAGAUCCUGGUCAUCCUCCAGGAAGCAAUGCAGAAUCAGGUGAAUGCUAAUCCCGAAAGAGCCAACCCUGUGACUGUGGCUGCCCCGUUUAUCUUCACGGCAGGAGAAGUUGUCAACCUCGCUAGCCUUGUUUCUUCAGCCAACACCAAAACAACCUCAGGUGACCCCCAUGCCUCCUCAACAGUACACUUCUCAAAUUCUACCACCUCAGUGCUGGCCACCCUUGCAGCUCUUGCUGAGGCAUCAGCUCCCUUCUCCAACUCACACAGAGCCACAGCUAAUUCAGAGGAAAUCAUAGAAGGAAAUUCUGUUGACUCAUCAAUCCAGCAAGUGGUGGGGAGUGGAGGCCAGAGGGUGAUCACCAUAGUGACCGACGGAGUGCCUCUGGGUAAUAUCCAAACUGCAAUUCCUACUGGAGGCAUUGGCCAGCCAUUUAUUGUAACUGUGCAAGAUGGACAGCAAGUUCUAACUGUACCUGCUGGUCAGGUUGCAGAGGAGACUAUAAUUGAAGAAGAAGAGGAAGAAGAAGUGGAGAAGUUGCCAUUGACUAAGAAACCAAAGGUAGAAGAGAUGACAGACAGUGUGGAGGAGAACAAGGAAGGGACGGAAAGAGAGCUACUACAGCAGCAGCUCCAGGAGGCCAAUCGAAGAGCCCAGGAAUACCGACACCAGCUCCUCAAGAAAGAGCAGGAGGCAGAACAGUACCGCCUCAAGCUGGAGGCCAUGGCCCGACAACAGCCCAAUGGAGUUGAUUUCACCAUGGUUGAAGAGGUGGCUGAGGUAGAUGCUGUAGUGGUCACAGAGGGGGAGAUGGAAGAGAGAGAGAUGGAAGUGACUGGGGCGGGAGGGACCACAGAGCCUCAUCAUGGAGUUUCCAUAGAAACUGUUUCAUCUUAACAUACAAGGCCACAAUUUGUACUACAUCCAUUUUUUUUUUCUCUUUUUAAAAGAAAACAGGACAAACCUUGUUUAAAAAUUAAGAAUUUCCUUAAGAAGAAAACUAUAGCAGGGUAUAAUGCUUGGGCUCAGGAAGACUCUCUAUGCAACUAGAAAAAUCAAAGCCCAAUUUAGGGAACACUUCUUUUGAGAGGCCAAAAAAAUAAGGACCAAAUUUCCCAGCUUACAUCAUUGCUUUAAGCGUAGAGGUAAAAGAAUGCUGCAUGUUGUAGGUUGGUUGGUUGUUGCAAUAACUGACUUUUUAUCAAAAGAUUUUACUUUCUGUCAAAAAAUUUUUCUAAGAUAACAUUCCUAAUAUGGACCCACCUAGAUCCUUUAAUAGUUGCACCAUCAAGUGACCUGAAAAUUUGCCUUAGAUAUAUGAUGUACUAUGUCUGUUACAGAAGAAAACUAAUUGGGAGGGAGGUUAGGAGCAAGCUUUGGGGAAGAGAAAGGAAUAUAUUCCACUUCCAAAGGAGCAAGCGAUCCCCACUAUUCAGUUAAUUUCACUGAAAAUAAUUUGUGAUUGCCUGACUAAAUUUGCAUCCAUUGUGUGUCUAUAGCUCAGCUGCCAGUUUAAGAAACGGAAAUACAAUUUUUUAAAACUGGAAAGAAAAGUCGUUUAUGUGAAAAAGUGUAUAUAAAUCCAAAAUCCUCCAAGGCUGUGCUUUCACAAUGCUGGAAAGUGGCCAGAAAGAGGCUCCUUGGGGUUAUGAAACAACCUGGUGUUGAGAUACAAACUUUGCUCUGGCUGGAUUUUACAAAAUUGCAAUCAGGAUGAUAGUCUGUUGUUAGAACAACUUGCUUCCAAACUUUUAUUUAUGUAAUAUCAAGCUUUAAUAGCAAUUCUUUAAUUUUAUAAAAUUUUGUUGAGUUUUCUAAAUGUGCCUUUCUGUAGCACUUACAUGGUAUCCUCCUCUAUGCAAUAAAGGAAGGGGGAGAGAAACGAAUGUUGAAGAUGUUGUGUUGUUUUGUUGCCAUUUGAUUUGGGAUGAGUAGAUUGCCCUGUUUCCUUAAGGUAGGACCUUAUGGAGAGCUUUGUGCCUUACAGCUGCUCAUUGUGUGCCGUCAAAGGGAGUGAGAACUGUCAGUGCCUAGAGUCGGGAACCAAAGAUUCUGGCGAGAUACUUCAUCGGCCUUACUCCCUUCUCGCCCACUGUGCCUGCUCCCUUUGCCGAGACACUUUUGGAAAGUGUUUCAUUGCUUGGAUUCUUUGUGUGCCAGCUUGGAGAUUUUUCAAAACAAAGUAAAUAUAGAUGGAGAGAGAAAGGUGGUGGAGAGGUUACAUUACAGAGGAAUUGGGCCCCCAUCAUUCUUGCUUGCUUGCUUGCUUUGUUGUAAAUGACAAGAAGAAACCAGAGGGAGAUGUGCCAAGUAAACAUUUGAGUGACUGUUUAGAAUAUGGUUUUAUUAGUGAUCAUAGGGAAAACAUACAUUUUUAAUUUGGAAUAAAACUUGACAGUUAAUAUGGUUCUCUUUACCUUGAUUAGUGAAGUAAUUUGCCACAAUUUUUCAGAGGUGAAAAAUCAUUUGGGGCUCAAAAUAAACUGAAAACAUAACUCCCCAAACCAAAUAUACAAACAGAAUUGGCUAUUAGAGGCUUCUAGGCAAAAAUGUCAGUUUUGAAAUUAAUCUUGAUGACUUGCCACCUUAACUUGGUUUUCCCGAGGGACUUGAGUACCAAGCAUUUCCCAGCUGGCCAGAGGUUACUCUGGGCUGUUAGCAUGAUGGAAAAGUGCAGUGGAGGAGGCUAGGUAAAGGUGAGGAUAAAAUUAUGGUAUCUGCUGUCAAAUUGUCCGUUUCUGUUUGUGAUGUGUGUGUUUUUUCUGUCCUUUUGUGAACCAGGUGCUAACAAUAAGCUGCUAUUGUGUGCCAUUUCAGAGCCUUAGCUUAACUAUAGAUGCAUCAAGUGUCAUUUUAGAUGUGUUUUGUUUAUGUUCUUAAUGUAUAUGUUGACUUUAAUUUCUUUUUUUCUGCCCUGUUAUGGGGUGGAGGUAAACACUGCAGAAGAUAUCCAGGUCCAGCCACCUCAUUCUCUAUGCAGCUUCUGAUUGGCAGUGGGGAGCUUCCAUCCAACACUCCCUUUUGAGCAUACAGAGCCCCUACUGCUUUGGGGAGCUGUUUAUUUGUUCUUAUCUUCCUAUAGGAGGCUGUCAUUCCUACACACAAACAAUACUGAAUACAGCCCAAGUCAUUUUUUAUGAUGGGGUCUUUGAGAUUGGGUUGGGAUAGGGAGAGAGAGAAGGGAAAUACUGGGAAAGGGGUGGGUAGCAAAGAGGUAUUUGUUUUUAUUUACUUGGAAUAAAGCUUUUAACAUCCCAGAGAAGGGAAAUAAGAUUUGAUCUCCAGUUGUAUUGCUGUAGAGAGAAUGGUAAGUCAGGAUCCCUUGAAGUAGUUAGAAGUUAAACACUAAAUGCAUUAAUGGCAAUACUAUUUUAUGAUAUUGCAUUUUUCUUUUGGGAUCAGCCACAGAAAUUGGGAAAAUGUUGCUAGAUUUUCUGGGUUAGAGGAUUUCAACUGGCCUUUGGCAAGGUUGGAUUACAGAGAAUCAAAUAAAAAUCAAGUGGUUCAGAGUUGGUACUUGAAUAGAAGGAACCUGGAGCCUAGGAUGAUUGCCUGCUUU
Molecule: messenger RNA, 4410 nt
Organism: Myotis davidii
Lineage: Eukaryota; Metazoa; Chordata; Mammalia; Chiroptera; Vespertilionidae
Gene: GABPB2
Product: GA binding protein transcription factor, beta subunit 2
Exons: 9
Coding region: 402-1748 (448 amino acids)
Biological process (GO): positive regulation of transcription by RNA polymerase II
Cellular component (GO): nucleus
Molecular function (GO): transcription cis-regulatory region binding; protein binding
Source: RefSeq, a predicted model, not a curated record